AGCUCACAGCCAGGCGCUCGUCGGAACUACUGAAAAACUUUACGUCGAGUUUUCACGAUGCGAUACUGCGUGGCCGCCCUGUGGCUGUCGGCGCUCACCACACUGGUGGUGGCCGCCGCUGACGACGCCCACCACGACGUGGCACCUGCACAGAACGACAACGAAAUAGAAUUAACGGAAGAGGAGAAGCGCGCGUGGUCGAGCCUGCACGGCGGCGGCGGCUGGGGCAAGCGAGGCUGGCAGGACAUGAGCUCCGCGUGGGGCAAGCGCGGGUGGAACGACAUGAGCUCGGCCUGGGGCAAGCGCGGCUGGAACGACAUGAGUUCCGCGUGGGGCAAGCGCGCCUGGCAAGACCUCAACUCCGCCUGGGGCAAGCGGGGCUGGCAGGACCUUAACUCUGCGUGGGGCAAGCGUGCCUGGAGGGACAUGUCCCAGUCCCCUUGGGGUAAGCGCGGCUGGCAAGACAUGAGCUCGGCGUGGGGCAAGCGAGGCUGGAACGACAUGAGCUCAGCUUGGGGCAAACGUGGCUGGAAUGACAUGAGCUCCGCCUGGGGCAAGCGUGGCUGGAACGAUAUGAGCUCUGCCUGGGGAAAGCGAGGACCUGAAAAGUGGGCUAACUUCCACGGCUCAUGGGGCAAGCGGUCUGAGGAACCCGACUACGAGGAGAUCGACGCCGCCAUCGAACAACUGAUCCCCAUCCAGCAGCUGAGUGAGAGCGAGCGCAUGGACGCGCCCGAGAAGAAGGCCUGGUCGGCGUUACACGGCGCGUGGGGCAAGCGCCCCGUCAAGCAGGCGCAGUACAACAGUGAGAGCAGUGCGCGGGACGAGGCCUAGACUACCGGAAACUGUGUAUUAUAUUAUAUACUUAACUAAAUAAAUCUAAAUAUUGUAUAACAACUGUCAUAUCUUAGGUACAACUGUCUGUCUGUCCGACCACUAUGUGUAGCGAGUCUUCAUGUACCAAAGCUUGUUCUCUCUACUAGCUAGAUGUUAUCAGGUGACGACAAAUGGAAUUGUAUCACAGUCAACAUCGUGAUGACGUGAAAAAUAUUAUUUUCCUCUAAGUCGCUAACUAACCUACAAACUCUGGUAAUUUUAUUUUAUUUUCUCCGCAAGACAAAACAUAAAAUAAUAUUUUUCACAAUCAUUACAAUGUUAGCCUGAGAUACAAUUCAGUUUACGCGCCAUCAUGUUUGACAGCUAAUAGUUUUAAUUUGUAAGGCCACAGAGUAUUAAUGUUGUAAUUCGUUUCACUCCCAACCAGUGAAGCGCAUUACCGUUGGCGGUCGAGUUCCUAUUGCUUUGUACGUUCCGUUUCACACAAUCCUUACUUCUGAUUGUUAUGAGAGUAGCGGGGUAUUUGUUUUAUAUAUGUACGUACAACUGAGUUAUGCAAUUAUCUGAAUUUGUUAUGUUUAGAGUUAUUUAGCUGCUAGAACCCGCGCUCCGCUUUCAAAAUUGUAAUACUCGUACAAAAUAUAGUUGAUACUAUGUCACCUUCUAGUGUAAACAAGAUUUUUAUCAAAUAUAAUAUAUUUAUAUUAAGACAUAGCGUUUAUUUUUACGACAUUUGAUAUUAAGUGUGUUAGGGCGUCGUACCGCGUCGUACCGCGUCGCGCGUCACGCGGGACAUCAUGAUACUGUAUGUACUGCUAGUUAGUUAAUUAAUUGUAUUUUACUAGUCAAGUUGAUGUACAUUGUACUAUACGGCUUCGCGAGAAGUUCACGUUUGUCCAAUAAAAGUUUAUUCGGAAGCCGAA
Messenger RNA from Helicoverpa zea (corn earworm), 1760 nucleotides. It is a transcript of the gene PTSP, whose product is annotated as prothoracicostatic peptides-like. Bases 58 to 834 code for a protein of 258 amino acids. The transcript has 6 exons. The record is from RefSeq and is a predicted model, not a curated record. Lineage: Eukaryota; Metazoa; Arthropoda; Insecta; Lepidoptera; Noctuidae.